Solanum tuberosum (potato) is the source of this 1360-nucleotide messenger RNA. RefSeq names its product delta(12) oleic acid desaturase FAD2-like. Lineage: Eukaryota; Viridiplantae; Streptophyta; Magnoliopsida; Solanales; Solanaceae. The record is from RefSeq and is a predicted model, not a curated record. The coding region runs from base 25 to 1149 and encodes 374 amino acids. Gene Ontology annotation, molecular function: oxidoreductase activity, acting on paired donors, with oxidation of a pair of donors resulting in the reduction of molecular oxygen to two molecules of water. The transcript has a single exon. Gene Ontology annotation, biological process: lipid metabolic process.
UAGUUGAAAAAGCAGGACAACAAUAUGUCGUCUGAUAAAACAGAACAGAAGAAAAAUGGAGUGUCGUUUUCAAAGCCUCCUUUUACAAUUGGCGAUAUCAAGAAGGUCAUUCCUCCUCACUGCUUUCAGCGAUCUCUUGUUCGUUCCUUCUCAUAUCUUGUUCAAGAUUUCAUCAUUGUCUCCGUAUUUUAUUAUAUUGCCACCACUUACUUCCACCCCCUUACGUCUCCGUGUUGUUACCUAGCAUGGCCUAUUUACUGGAUAGCUCAAGGUUGUGUUUUAACUGGAAUAUGGAUGAUUGGCCAUGAAUUAGGCCACCAGGCCUUCAGUGAUUACCCCUGGAUAAAUGACACUAUUGGUCUUAUCCUCCACUCUGCACUUUUAACACCAUACUUCUCAUGGAAAUAUACUCAUCGUCGUCACCACUCCAACACUAGUUCCCUUGAGUAUGAUGAAGUUUAUGUGCCAAGGCUAAAAUCCCAAGUAACAUGGCUCACCAAGUAUUUGAACAAAAAUCCACUAGGACGAGUAUUCGGACUUGCCACCACCCUCAAUCUUGGGUGGCCUUUGUACUUGACCUUCAAUGCCUCUGGCAGACCUUAUCCUCGCUUUGCAAGUCACUAUCAUCCACAUGGACCGAUUUAUUAUGAUCGCGAGAGGCUACAAAUCUAUACUUCAGAUGCAGGUGUGAUUGCAACUACUUAUGUGUUGUAUCGCAUUGCUUUGGCACAAGGGCUAACUUGGCUUGUAUGUAUCUAUGGAGUGCCCCUCCAAAUUAUGAACAUCUUCAUAGUGUUAAUCACUCUCUUGAACCAUACUCACUCUUCCGUGCCACAUUAUGAUUUAUCCGAGUGGGAUUGGCUAAGAGGAGCACUAGCUACGGUAGACAGAGACUUUGGUGUACUAAAUAAGGUGUUCCACAAUAUUACAGAUACUCACGUGUUGCAUCAUCUGUUCUCAACGAUUCCACAUUACCACGGACUCGAGGCAACCAGAGCUAUCAAGCCAUUACUAGGAGAAUACUACCAAUUUGAUAGUACCCCUUUUUAUAAGGCAUUAUGGAGGGAUUAUAAGGAGUGCAUCUAUGUAGAAAAGGAUGAAAGAUCUCAAGAUAGAGGUAUUUUUUGGUAUAAAAACGAGAUGAAUUAAAAAAUCGAUUUGGAUAACAUGAGUCACAAUAAGUAUUUUGAACUGAGGUCUCUUAAGGAUUGUUGUUUGCUAUCAUUCUAUUAUGUAUUGUUUUCAUACCGUAUUGUAUUUGUACUACAUUAUGUGAUUGAAAUACAAUGUUUUGAGUGAACGUUUGAAAAAUCAACUUGAAGUAUAUUAAGAGGCUUGCCCAAUAAUGUAGGAUCAUGAG